Molecule: messenger RNA, 2463 nt
Organism: Oryzias latipes (Japanese medaka)
Lineage: Eukaryota; Metazoa; Chordata; Actinopteri; Beloniformes; Adrianichthyidae
Product: S-adenosylmethionine synthase
Biological process (GO): S-adenosylmethionine biosynthetic process
Molecular function (GO): methionine adenosyltransferase activity; ATP binding
Source: RefSeq, a predicted model, not a curated record
UCCGCGUAAAGACGCAGCUCCUCAUGGAGAUGAACGGCUCAGUGGACGGGAGCUGCGAGCGCGCUCCCGAUGAAGGCGCCUUCCUCUUCACCUCCGAGUCCGUGGGAGAGGGACACCCUGAUAAGAUGUGCGACCAGAUCAGUGACGCUGUGCUGGACGCUCACCUGAGCCAAGACCCCGAUGCCAAAGUGGCUUGUGAGACCGUUUGUAAGACGGGCAUGGUGCUCCUCUGUGGGGAGAUCACAUCCCGAGCAUCCGUGGACUACCAGAAGGUGGUGAGAGAUGUCAUCAAGCACAUCGGUUAUGACAGCUCCAGCAAAGGCUUGGACUAUAAGACGUGUAACGUGCUGGUGGCGCUGGAGGAGCAGUCUCCUGACAUCGCACAGGGAGUCCAUGUUGAUCGCAUGGAGAGCGAAAUCGGAGCAGGAGACCAGGGUCUGAUGUUCGGUUAUGCCACAGAUGAGACGGAGGAGUGCAUGCCUCUGACCAUAGUUCUCGCCCACAAGCUCAACGCUAGGAUGGCCGAGCUGAGGCGAAACGGGACCGUUCCCUGGCUCCGCCCCGACUCCAAAACACAGGUGACGGUCCAUUACAGUCAGGAAAGCGGCGCUGUGAUCCCGGAGAGGAUCCACACUGUGGUGAUCUCGGUGCAGCACGAUGACCACGUAAGCCUGGAGGAGCAGAGGAGCGUGCUGAUGGAGAAGGUCAUCAGAGCUGUGAUUCCUGCUAAAUACCUGGACGAGAACACCGUCUACCACCUGCAGCCCAGCGGGCGCUUCGUGAUUGGUGGGCCGCAGGGGGACGCAGGAGUGACGGGCAGGAAAAUCAUCGUGGACACUUAUGGGGGUUGGGGGGCCCACGGAGGGGGGGCUUUUUCGGGGAAAGACUACACCAAGGUGGACCGCUCGGCUGCCUACGCCGCCCGCUGGGUGGCAAAGUCUCUGGUGAACGCCAGGCUGUGCAGGCGGGUGCUGGUGCAGGUUGCGUAUGCCAUCGGAGUCGCUCAUCCUCUCUCCAUCUCCCUCUUCACCUUCGGCUCCUCUCAGAAGAGCGAGAAGGAGCUGCUGCAGAUUGUUUACAGAAACUUCGACCUCAGACCCGGGGUCAUUGUCAGAGACCUGGACCUGAAGAGACCCAUUUACCAGAAGACGGCUUGCUACGGACACUUUGGCAGGAAGGAGUUUCCCUGGGAGGUCCCCAAGAACCUGGAGUUUUAAUGUGUGUUAAAUCAAAGAUCCCCACACAGACGACUUCACUAAAUGAGAUCCAGGAAGUGGAGGAAGCUGAUCAUCCCUCAGGUGAACUGGAACACAGAAUCGCAGCCUGACCUCCUCUGUCAUUAGUGCCUGACUUGGUGUUUAACCCUUGUGCUAUCUUAGAUGAGCCCACCCUUACAUUGAUGUGUUCUCCCUACCAUGACAAAGGUGGAUAAAGGUGGAAAGAUUUCAUUUAAUCCAUGGACACCAGUGAAGAUCACAAAUCAUUGAAGAAAAAAGGUUCAGCGCACUGUCUAGUGGGUCUAGAUGACCCAACUCCCAAUGUUAAAGUGCCUAGGAUAGCACAAGGGUUACACAUGACCAUGAUCUUUGUUGGGGGAAAAAAAACAAAACACAAUUUUCAGUGGGGUUUUUUUCAACAAAGAUCAUGGUCAUGCGUAAAGUAACACUUGUAGAGAGAGAAAAAAAUAUUUUUUUUUCUACCAUAAUAAACGUUUUUUUAAGAAUAUAAGAAUGUUAAUUUAGGGAAUUUCUACCCCAAAUUACCUAAUAAAUUACCCUGUUUAUGUCAAGAAUCAAUGUCUAAUAAUUAAAAAAUGGAAACAUUAUUUUUAUUUAAACUUUGGGAAAAAAUCAAGGUAAACCAAGGUGUAAAAUCUGUUAAAUAUUGCAAGUUUAAAUUUUUAUGGCUUUCAAUUGAACUAAAGAAACGCAAAUGGGUAAAUUUAGAAUUAUGUUAAAAAAAAUCCCUUUUUGUUCCGGAAAGUCUGCAGGUUUUUAUCAUAAAAGACUCUAAACAUUCUGGUUUUGAAGUUUUCUCUACUUGAUCUAAUUCUGUGUUCUAGAUAAGUCGUGUAUCACUGAGGUGGGAUGUGAUCAGUGGAGGACCAGAAACACAAACCUGGGAAUUUUUUAGUUCCUCCUCCUUUUGGUUCCACUCCAAACCUGCUCUGUGUGAGUGGAUUUACUCACAACUGAAAAAGCUGAAAUGCCUUUUUUUUUUCUUGUGUAUGGAUUUCAGAAUUUAAGUUUUUCUGUUUGAUUCAAAAUAGCUAACUUUGCAUUUCAAAAAGUUGGUCCAGUUUUUUUUAAAGCAGUUUCUGUGUCAAAAUGUAAAUUGUUGUUUUAUUUUCUUCAAUAACCAGCAGUUAAAACAACGUUUCCAUCUGAGAUGAGCUUAUAUGCAUAAUGAUAAUGCUUUGGCUGUUUUUUACUGUAAAUAUUAAAAGCAACUUGGUAUAAAUGA